AUGGUCCAAGGGCGAGUGCUUGUCAUCGCGGGGUCAGACAGUUCGGGCGGAGCUGGACUUGAAGCGGACCAGAAAGUCAUUGCUGCUCAUGGCUGCUACGCCAUGACGGCCACUACGGCUCUUACUGCGCAGAACACUCAAGGCGUCAAGGGCAUUCAUGUCAUUCCAACCGGGUUUGUCUCUCAGCAGAUCGACGCUUGUGUUGAAGAUGUCGGUGUCGAUGUUGUCAAGACUGGCAUGCUUGCUUCUACAGAGACAAUAGAGAUGGUUGCAAAGACCAUGGUUAAGCAUAGCAUCACAGCGCUAGUCGUUGAUCCAGUCAUGGUUUCGACUUCUGGUGCAACACUCCUCCCCAAUGAAGCCAUCCAACAUCUCUGUAAGCAUCUUCUACCGCACACUACGGUCCUCACGCCAAACAUUCCUGAAGCCAUUCUUAUCCUUUCCCAAAAUGGUCAAGAAGCCCCCGAGGUUCGCAGUGUGCAAGACCUUGAGACUGUAGCUCAACGAAUCCAAGCCCUUGGUCCAAAGUGGGUGCUUGUAAAGGGCGGACACCGACCCAUGAAGGAGGACUUGACUGUGGCCGAGACAGAAGAGGAGAGGAGUGCUGUUGUGGAUGUUCUUGUUGGUGGUGACGGUGAGGUUGUCAGAGUCAAGAGCCCGUACCAGGCGAGCUCAAGUACCCAUGGCACAGGAUGCUCUUUGGCGUCGGCCAUCGCAUCAAACUUGGCCAAGGGUCUUGAUACACCAACGGCUGUUCGAUCAGCCUGCCGAUACAUUGAAGCUGCCAUUCGAACAGCACCUGGUCUUGGUAAGGGGCAUGGUCCUCUAAACCACUUCCACUCGACUUAUACUCUUCCAUUUGCUCCCGGCUACUUCAUCGAGUGGCUUCUCGAGCGCCCUGAUGUCCGUGACGUCUGGAAGGAGUUUGUUUACCAUCCCUUCGUCAUGGCCAUGGGUGACGGAACCCUGCCUCUCGAAUCCUUCAAGGGAUAUAUCAUUCAAGAUUACCUAUACUUGAUUCACUUUUCACGUGCCAAUGCUCUGGCUGCCUACAAGGCGCAAAACAUUGAGGAUAUUUCCCGAGCAACAGAAAUUGUUCAGCAUAUCAUGCAUGAACUGAAGCUCCAUACCUCAUACUGCGAGAGCUUCGGCGUCUCCAUUGAGCAGAUCCGUGCUACACCAGAGAAACAGGGCAAGUUUAAGCAGGCUCAUGUCAAGUGA
Molecule: messenger RNA, 1221 nt
Organism: Fusarium musae
Lineage: Eukaryota; Fungi; Ascomycota; Sordariomycetes; Hypocreales; Nectriaceae
Exons: 8
Coding region: 1-1221 (406 amino acids)
Biological process (GO): thiamine biosynthetic process
Cellular component (GO): cytosol
Molecular function (GO): hydroxymethylpyrimidine kinase activity; phosphomethylpyrimidine kinase activity
Source: RefSeq, a predicted model, not a curated record